Messenger RNA from Tilletiaria anomala UBC 951, 1120 nucleotides. RefSeq lists its product as uncharacterized. Gene Ontology annotation, cellular component: eukaryotic translation initiation factor 2 complex; eukaryotic 48S preinitiation complex; multi-eIF complex. Bases 118 to 1017 code for a protein of 299 amino acids. Gene Ontology annotation, molecular function: RNA binding; ribosome binding; translation initiation factor activity. The record is from RefSeq and is a predicted model, not a curated record. NCBI's taxonomy places the organism in Eukaryota, Fungi, Basidiomycota, Exobasidiomycetes, Georgefischeriales, Tilletiariaceae. The transcript has 3 exons.
GUCCUUGCCUCCAAAUAGAUCAACCAAACAGGACCAAAAGAGCAACAUCGCCGUGUGCCAUCGCGCAGUUGACGUUAAAAGGAGGUCUGCAGGCGGAAAAGGAAGAACGAACCCAGGAUGCGGUAUUACGAGAAGGUCCUGCCGGACCCGGAUGAGGUGGUUAUGUGCCAGGUGCGGCAAAUUGCCGAAAUGGGAGCCUACGUGAAGCUGCUCGAAUAUGACAACGCAGAGGGGAUGAUUUUGCUCUCCGAGUUGAGUCGGAGACGUAUCAGGAGUAUCCAAAAGCUCAUUCGGGUCGGGAGGAACGAGGUGGUCGUUGUCAUGAGGGUGGACAAGGAGAAGGGAUACAUUGACUUGUCGAAGCGACGAGUAUCGCCAGACGACGUGAUCACUUGCGAGGAGCGGUACACCAAGUCGAAGACUGUGGCAAACAUCAUGUCUCAGGUCGCAGCGCGAAUGCAGUUUCCGAUCGAGCAGCUCUAUGAGCAGAUCUGCUGGCCGCUUGACAAGAAGUACGGGCAUUGCUACGAUGCAUUCAAGAUCUCCAUCUCUGAGAAGGAGAAGGUCUUCGAAGACACUUUAGGUCUGCCAGAGAACGUUUUCAACGAAGUGUACGCGAACAUUGCACGCAAACUGACACCGCAGCCGGUCAAGAUCCGUGCCGACGUGGAAGUCACAUGCUUUGGAUACGCGGGCAUCGACGCUAUCAAGAAGGCGCUCAAGGCUGGCGAGGCUGUCGAGACAGAGAGCAUCCCAAUCACAGUCAAGCUUGUCGCACCGCCGCUGUACGUCGUCAUCACCAACACAACCGACAAGACAGGUGGACUGGAGUUGCUAGAGAAGUCGCUUGAAAAGAUCGGCGAGUCGAUUAAGGCAUCCGGGGGACAGAUGAACAUCAAGAUGCAGCCAAAGGCGGUCUCCGAGGUUGAGGACCAGGAGCUCGCACAGCUCAUGGCUAGGGUCGAGAAGGAGAACGCAGAAGUCGAGGGUGACGAGGACUCGGAGGAUGAGGAUUAAGCUGAGCCAUUGUCGACACGCAGGCUCCGCCUCUUUGUAUUAUAGUACAGGUGCCAGCGUCAAAAGGGCUGCCUCUUCCUGGCUGCACGGCGCUAUCUCAUUG